Messenger RNA from Polistes canadensis, 2535 nucleotides. Its product is annotated as sodium-coupled monocarboxylate transporter 2-like. Gene Ontology annotation, cellular component: membrane. The record is from RefSeq and is a predicted model, not a curated record. Bases 503 to 2320 code for a protein of 605 amino acids. The transcript has 16 exons. Gene Ontology annotation, biological process: transmembrane transport; sodium ion transport. Gene Ontology annotation, molecular function: symporter activity. Lineage: Eukaryota; Metazoa; Arthropoda; Insecta; Hymenoptera; Vespidae.
AUCACCAUACUACUAUUAUCAUCAUCGUAUUUUCGUUUUCUUUGGUAGGAGCUGAACGAAGUUACUCGAAUCUAAGUUCGUCAACGACUCGGUAGUGCAAUACAUAAUCAGUCAGUCUUGAAUCGGAAUCGGAAGAGUAACUUUUAGAUUUCUGUAACCAUAUCAACGUGAAUUAUUAUUUUCUACUUUGACUCGCGAACGGAUACGACUUUCUCGUAUCCGAUCUUUGAUGUGCGAGUGAAUGAGUGUUAACGAUAUAUUAUUUCCCAUAUAAUCGUUCAUUUUUAUAAAACAUAUAAAAGCAUAUUAUUCGCUAUGGUCACAAAACUUAGAAAUCGUUGAAUACUUUGUUCUUUUUCUUUUCUUUUCUUUUUUGUUUUUCUCCUUUGACAAUAAGUUUGUUCAACGAAUAUAUGUAUUAAUUGCAAAAAUAACGUAUCAAGUGUCUUUUAUUUUAGUCACAACUUCUAAAUAUAACGAGAAUUAUUAAUAGAAUUUAAAGAUGUUCGAGAAUAGCUCUGAGAACGGACACUUUCAUUGGGUUGAUUGGCUGGUUUUUGCUGCUAUGCUGACUAUAUCUGCUGCCGCUGGACUUUGGCAUUAUAGGAGUGCUCAGAAAUCGACCGUAGAAAAUUAUUUGCUUGGUGGAAGGAAACUAAGUCUUUGGCCGGUAUCUGCAUCCUUAAUUGCCAGUUUUAUAUCUGGCGUAACUAUUGUCGGAGCACCUGCAGAAAUUUAUAAUUUCGGUACACAGUAUUGGGUUACCGUGAUAUCAUUAUUUUUUUCCGGAGUUGUCAUUGCAUCCGUUUAUUUGCCUGUUUUCGUAACGUUAAGAUUGAAUUCGGCUUACGAGUAUUUAGAGAUAAGAUUUAACAAGGGCGUUAGAAUUUUAAUAUCGCUAAUAUUCGUAUUGGACGCGGUUCUCUAUCAAUCGAUAGUUGUCUAUGUACCUGCAUUGGCAUUAAAUCAAGUAAGUGAUAUCAACACAUACAUCGUCAGCGCUAUUAUAUGCGGAGUAUGCGUUUUUUACACUGUCCUCGGUGGCUUGAAGGCAGUAGUUUGGACGGAUAUGCUUCAAGUUAUAAUAAUGAUUCUAGCUGUAUUCAUCGUUACGAUCAUAGGCACUUACGAAGUUGGUGGUCCAUCCGAAGUAUGGCAAAAGGCACGAGAAGCUAAUAGAAUAGAAUUUUUUAACUUUGAUUCCUCUCUAUAUACGAGACAUACAGUAUGGAGUGUUUUAAUUGGUUCUUGGCUGUUUUCAACGGGAUACAUCGCUGUGAAUCAAACGAUGGUUCAACGAUAUACAUCAUUGAAAACUGUCAAGGCAUCUAAAUUAGCUAUAGGAAUAUCCAUUACGGGAAUUAUUAUUUUUAUUUCGUUAUGUUGCUGGUGUGGAUUGGUUCUUCUAGCAUGGUGGUCACCACCAAAGUGUGAUCCAAGGGCUAUCGGUCUAAUUAAAGCAGAUGAUCAAUUACUUCCAGCUUUCGUAAUGCAAACUGCUGGUCAUUUGCAUGGCAUACCUGGCCUCUUUAUUGCUGGAAUUUUUGGGGCUGCGCUUAGCUCUCUAUCGGUAGGAUUUAAUUCUACUUCUGUAGUACUUUUAGAAGACUUCGUGAAAAGUUGUUUCGGUUUAGAACCGAACGAACGUUGCUCAACGAUUUUGGUUAAAAGCAUCGUCAUCGUCCUUGGCCUAAUCGCAUUGGCUUUUAUCUUUUUCAUCGAAACAUUGGGUGGCAUUUUAGUGGUUACGAACAGUUUAAGCGCAAUUGCUGCAGGAAUUUCUUUUGGAGUUUUUACUCUUGGAAUGCUUUUUCCGUGGACCAAUUCUCAGGGUGCCUUCGUAGGUGCUGUUGUAGGAUUUUUAAUAGCUGGUUGGGCAUGUUUAGGAGCAAACAUAUCAAUUAGUUUUGGUGACAUAGUACCAAAAAAGCUUCCAGUACCAUUGACUCAGUGUCCAGGAAAUAUAAGUCAAACUUUUUUAGAUCAAUUUGUUCAUCACGACGAAGAAGAUAUAUUUGCUCUAUACCGAUUGUCCUAUCAUUGGUUUUCUGGACUGGGUACCGUGAUAGUAAUCGUAAUUGGAGGAAUAGUUUCUUGGUUUACAGGACCAAGGGAUCCUUCUUAUGUCGAUAGAAAGUUACUGUCUCCGGUUAUACAUAGGUGGUUACCUUAUCCAAAAUAUCAGAAUGAAGAAUGGUACCGAGAUACAAUUGAACCUCAAGCUUCGGUAAAUCUUUUAUUAAAUAAUAUACCGAAAAAAUUCAAACGCAAUAAUACAUCCGAAAAGAAAGAGAAUCAUUAUGACGUAGCAGUUUCUUGACUAUAUCCAAAUGCUAUAAAAAAAAAAAAAAAAACAAUCUAGAAAAAUAUUACACGUGUUGCUUCCUUAACUAUUUAAUACUUAAAACGCAAAGCUAAUGUUAUCGAGUGCAGCUGAUAGAACUUUAGAAUUUUAGCAUGCUGGAUGUAUAAUAAUUUAUACAAAAAGAACGAAGUGUGAAACGAAGAAAAAAUAUAUUUUUAUAUGUUCGUAAA